UCUCCCUACUGUGCGCAUGUACCGCUACACUCAACGCUACAUCCCCUCCAAGAUGGCGUUAACACGGCUGCCUUGCGUGCUGGCUCUCCUCACCGUUCACUGCUACAUUAGCGUCUUGGCAGUGGUAUUGAGAACGACAAAUAAGGCACCAUGGGCCAACGAGUUUGAAUCAAUUGAGCUGCCUUGCCUGAUAGAGUCGAUCUCCACAGCCAAUCCCAGGAUAGAGUGGAAGAAGAUUAAGAAUGGAGAACAACCAAGUUAUGUCUAUUAUGAGAAAAAAAUCUCAGGUGACUUGGAGAACAGAGCAUGGCUCAGAGAACCAGCAACUUUGGUCAUUUCUAAUACAACGAGAUCAGACACUGCAUCUUAUCGCUGUGAGGUCACUGCCCCCAGUGACCAGAAAACGUUUGAUGAGAUUCUGAUAGACCUCAGAAUAAGAGUGAAGCCAGUGACUCCCACAUGCUCCGUGCCCAAGUCCGUUCCAGUGGGGAAGUCGGCUGAGUUGUCCUGCGUGGAGGACGAGGGCUUCCCCAGGUCUCAGUACCAGUGGUUCCGCAACACGGAGGAGAUACCAGAAGACCCCAAGAGCAGCCCCAAGUUCUUCAACUCGUCCUAUGUACUGAACGGGGAAUCAGGCACGCUGAAAUUUAGCGCUGUGAGGAAAGAGGAUGCUGGGCAGUAUUACUGCAGAGCUAAAAACGAUGCAGGAGUUUCCGUGUGUACCCCACAGAUGAUGGAAGUCUAUGACAUUAACAUUGCUGGCAUUGUCCUGGGCGUGCUGGUGGUUGUGGUGGUUCUCUUGUGCAUAACAGUGGGCAUCUUCUGUGCAUACAGAAGGGGAUACUUCGCCAGCCAGAAGCAGAUGGGAAGCAAUUACAAAACUCCAGGGAAGGGUGAUGGAGUAGAUUAUGUCAGAACAGAAGAUGAGGGGGAUUUCCGGCACAAAUCCUCGUUCGUCAUCUGAGUCGAGGCAAUGAGAAAGACAUAGAAACACAUUGGAGAAAUGAGCGCAAUACCUCGCGGACACAGCCCCCCCACAUUGAGGAGAGACUAUUAGCUGCCACAGAACGUGCCUUGCUUCAUGGCACAUCUGCAACAACACUUAUUCAUAUUUGCCAAAGCUGACAAUUUAUCACAAACUGCUGUUUCCAGCAAGCAUUAAUCUCUGUAUUAGUAUCACUGAAGGUUUUUUGUCUCUUUAAACCUACUUUUCACCCCUUUUAUCAUGAACAAAUACAGCUUUUCUUUCUAUUCAGUAACAGCUUAUUAGUAAACUGCAGCUAACAAAUUCUAAGGUUUCAGUAGAAAGUAACAUAUUUCUAUUGUAAACAUUGGAUUUAAAAGUGUUUAUAUAACUUUUGUUUUGUACCAGCUAAACAUGUCAGUAUAUUUUUGAUGGAAUAUAUUUUGAAAUGCCUAUAGAAAAAGGUUUACUUUUAUAAAUGUUUGUAAUUACUAACAUGGAAGCCAGUAUGUUUUCUAGACCAAUUUGGUGUUUGAAAGAAAUUAAUAACCACUUUAACCACACUGUAGUUGCUUUUAGUAAGCCCUAAAUAUUCCUUUAAUGUCAUAGGACACUUGACCUUAGUUCUGCUAUUUUUUGAUUUAAUAUGAGUUUCAGUAGCAUAUCCAAUUAUAUAGUUUUCAGAGGUCUUACAUAAUUACUUUACUGCUGGGAUCUAAAUAGUGCUAGUGUAAGGUUCCAUGUUAAUGUUUGUAGAUAGUGUUAGACGGUGAGAUUCUUAGAGUAAACACCAGCAGAAAGCUGGGAAACACUGUAAACAGCCAGUGCUGCGUAUCCUUGAUUAAAAGUGUCCUUCUAUGCUUGUUUUUCAUCUUGUACAUAGUGAAUAUAAUGUCCAGGUUGUGUUUUUUGUUUUUCUUUUUCUUUUUUUCUUUUUCAAGUGAGGAAUAUUCUCAGUAUUACUUUUUAAUAAAACAGGGUUUUUAUUUUGGCUAACAAAAAGCUGUGCUGGUUGUACAUAGAUCCAUUGUUACCAAUCCUGGCAAUAUGAACAGUGGUCAUUUAAGUUCAAAUGUAAAACAUCCAGACAUACAGGCAAGUAUGAUGCUCUUUCCAUGGUGUAAAGUGGACUAACUACCUGUAAGCCCGGUCAUGGUAGAGAGAGGAUGUGCCUCGUAGGCCACAUUUGAAGACCUAAAAUACAAUUUGACUAAUUGUGUUCGCUAAUUUUCUUUAUCUCUAACAGCGGUAAACUGGCGAUUCAGUCAGAACUUGAAAUAACAUUUUAAGAGUAUUUGACGUACAAUCAUAGCUGAAUAGUCAUACUUCAUAUAUAACAGCCAUUUUUGAUAGUUUCAACGUUCCAGUUGAUUAAACAUAAAUCAUUCCUCUUAAGUGCCUUCCAAUGUGGUCAUAUGAUACUGAUGCUCAAAACAUUGUAUCUUUUGACUUAAUCUAUACUGUGACCUUCAAUUGGACACUUCACUGUUCAAUCCAACUGUUUUCAAAUCAGUUUAUAAUACAUUUAAGUCAGAACAGCAGGUGUUUGAGAGGAAUGAUAGCAUGCUGUGUUCACCAACUCCUAAACUACUACUUUGGAUAUUCUGAUUUACAGUACAUAUCUGACUUGCUGUUUUCUGUAAAUAGAUUGUUGUGCAUCGAUUUGAUUACCUUUUUGUCACUUAAUUAGAAAUAGAGAUCUACUACGUAUUAGUGCCUAAAUAUAGAGUGAAGUAAUGUUCCAUGAAGCACGGAGCACUACUAUUAAUCCGACAGUUAUACACUCAGAGACAAAUGUACUUUUUCCACUAGACACAUACGUACAUGAAAUUUAGAGUGGGACAUAUACAUACACUGAUUUGAUAGUGGCAGUUUGGACAUUUAUACCACUAAAAGUGAACCUGCAUUACUGGAUUGUUGAGAUGGCCAUGGUAAACAAGUGAGAUUUUUUUUUUAUAUAUAAACAAAUAUAAAUGGAGUAGAGAGCUUAACCAAAUAAUGACUGCCAAAAGAGCAUUAUCUUCAGUUUCAGUAUUGUCCUGCACCCACAUCUUGGGAGUAAAGUUCUGUAAAGGUUAAAUUCACAUUCUCUCCUUUUUACUUUCUGAGGGUUUAUGGUUGUAUUCAGAACUUUUAACUGAAACGAAUUUCAUUCACUAAUUUCAUGUGACGCCCUGUUGGUUUGGCGCUGGUACAAAUCCUGUGUGAAUUCUUGAACAGUAGACCAUGUAUGUUUGUGAUUAAUAAAACUCACUUCUUAA
Colossoma macropomum (tambaqui) is the source of this 3225-nucleotide messenger RNA. RefSeq names its product junctional adhesion molecule 3b (gene jam3b). The transcript has 9 exons. Bases 17 to 964 code for a protein of 315 amino acids. Gene Ontology annotation, molecular function: protein homodimerization activity; protein heterodimerization activity. NCBI's taxonomy places the organism in Eukaryota, Metazoa, Chordata, Actinopteri, Characiformes, Serrasalmidae. Gene Ontology annotation, biological process: angiogenesis; cell adhesion. The record is from RefSeq and is a predicted model, not a curated record.